This is a messenger RNA of Metschnikowia bicuspidata var. bicuspidata NRRL YB-4993, 387 nucleotides long. RefSeq lists its product as uncharacterized. The record is from RefSeq and is a predicted model, not a curated record. NCBI's taxonomy places the organism in Eukaryota, Fungi, Ascomycota, Pichiomycetes, Serinales, Metschnikowiaceae. The coding region runs from base 1 to 387 and encodes 128 amino acids. The transcript has 2 exons.
AUGUACUACUGUGGGUACAUUGCUGUCAGACUGAGGGAGAUUCAAGACGCAUUGCUGGACUUGGGCAAAUUUUGUAAAAUGAUUGAGCUUGUUUUGUUUGCAUUCUUCAAAGGCGCUGUCCAGGCUUUGGAGAAUGCCAAAGAUGUCUCUGAGAUGAGAGAAUUACUGUGGGUGUUUCGGUCCAAAACUUGGGUCACCCCAUAUGUCGACAGCUUGUUCAACAAUAUUGCUCAGGGCUUCUCGAAAUACAUCCGUGUCCACGGCCUCAAGCUCUUGAAGGACUCACAGGAGGGUGUCAUCGAGAGAGCCAAGUUGGGUUUGGGUCACGCCUUUUCCAAAGUCAAGGUAAAGUUCACUGUUCAAAAGAACGGUGCCAACAUCAGCUAG